This is a messenger RNA of Paramisgurnus dabryanus, 2746 nucleotides long. It is a transcript of the gene insm2, whose product is annotated as insulinoma-associated 2. The record is from RefSeq and is a predicted model, not a curated record. Lineage: Eukaryota; Metazoa; Chordata; Actinopteri; Cypriniformes; Cobitidae. Gene Ontology annotation, biological process: negative regulation of transcription by RNA polymerase II; neuron differentiation; regulation of cell cycle process. Gene Ontology annotation, cellular component: transcription repressor complex; nucleus. Gene Ontology annotation, molecular function: RNA polymerase II cis-regulatory region sequence-specific DNA binding; DNA-binding transcription repressor activity, RNA polymerase II-specific.
AGGGAUAGGUAGAACAGAAGCCCUAUCAAAUCAUAUCCCCAAUAAUCACAAAACUCACAUCAAUCAAUUUAAAACCUCUUUUGUACAUUGCAGAAGACAGCCAUGGAAAAUAAAAACCAAUAAUUGUAUAUAGAUUAAUAAUAUGUGUAAAUGCGUUUUAAUGUUUAAGAAUAUUUUUCAGGAUUAAAUACUGACUAUAAAGUAAAAAAUUGUUUUAUUGAGAUUAAACUUAAUAACAAUAAACAAAUGAAUCAAGUUUAAUGGAUGUUCUCAAAUUACAGGACAGGAAACGGAUAAUACAGAGUCAAUGAAAGCAAACAGGGAAGGUUAAACAGCACAUCGAUCAUAAAUAAUAAUCUGCUGCCUAUUAGAAAUGAAUCUGUAACCAUAUCUCCUUAUUAAUGUUCGCCCCGCCCCGUUAUUGUAAAGUCACCGCCGAUUGGGCCACUGACAGCCAUCUCAUAAAAAACCUGAAGGCGACCCAAAGGAUAAAACAUGCGCCAUGCGCAUCACAGUGACAGUGUCUCCAUCCUCUCUAUAGCACUUUUAUCUGAUCCCACCCAAGAUCAGGCUGUGGGUGAAUCAGACGGGAAGAUGCCACGAGGAUUUUUAGUGAAACGGAGUAAACGCGUCUCCUCAGCAUCCUACAAGGUGCGCGUUGAAGAAAAAGAGUUGCGCAAAGCGGACCUGCCUAUCCAAACAACGCACGGACCUACUAGUGUCCCAUCCGAAUGCACAGACGUGGUGGAACCUAUCAGAGAAACAUGGACAAGUGGUAUAGCAUCUAAAAACGAGUUUGGAGGAGCUGUUGCAGAAAGCACCGUCGAUUACGCACAAAGUUACUUGGAAAAGACCGCACCAUCUCCCUACAACACAACCGACUCCAGCAGCCCGAUCAAGCCCGUCAGCACAGAGACAAAACAGUCGUUUUUGGACAGGUGCUUCAGUUCACCCGCCACGGCAGAGUCGUUCCCAUUGGCCACCCCGGUGUCUUCUAUCGAGCGUCUCCUUAUGAGCCACGCCGACAUGAAGUUUGGCACGCCCGUGUCCACUUCGUUGCCCCCCUACCCCUCAUUUCACCAGUGCGUAAAGCGCGCAUUCGUCGAUCAGUCAGAGCGCAAGAGCAAAGCGCCCAGCAAAAAGCCUAAAGUCAUCAGAAAACUCAACUUUGAAGACGAAGUCACCACGUCACCCGUCCUCGGGCUCAAAAUAAAAAAGGAAAGCCCUGAAACGAAACUGGCACCUUCAUCCAGUGGGAGAAACAAGCCUUUGGGUGAGUUUAUAUGUCAACUUUGUAAGGAAGAAUACCCAGAUCCGUUCUCUUUGGCGCAGCACAAGUGUUCCAGGAUCGUGCGCGUUGAGUACCGCUGUCCGGAGUGCGAUAAAGUUUUCAGCUGUCCCGCCAACCUCGCCUCCCACCGGAGGUGGCACAAACCUCGCAACCUCAGCAGUGGAGAUGCCCAGAAAAAGUCUCAGAUGGAGGUGCGUAACAACGAGAAGACAUCAGUGGAGGGGAAGGAGAACGCCAGUAAGAUCAGAAUCAACAAUCAGCACCAUUUGAAUCCGGACAGCUCCCAACAUCCCAGAUCAGCACCGGACAGCAAUAUGCCACACGGAUUGUCCCCAAAUCCUCCUAUGGACCAAAGGUACCCAACCACUGAAAAGUGCUAUGAUCUGCACGCUGACAACUCCAGGUUGUUCGAUCACUGCCCAGAAGAAUCCGACAGGUCCACCACCCCCUACCUACCCUCACCUGGGGCAGACGACGUGUAUGAAUGUCACUACUGCGGCAAGAAGUUUCGCAGACAAGCCUAUCUGAGAAAACACCUUGCCGCGCACGAGACAAUCAAAUCUUCUUUUAAUCACAUAGAGAGCGGACAGAUCACUUUUCCGUGCCACCUCUGCGGUGCGCAUUUCCCCUCGGCCGAGAUAAGGGAGAAACACAGACUCUGGCACGCAGUCAGAGACGAUUUAUUACUGAGACCUGAUCUGAGCCCCGGUGAGCAACAGAUAUACUCGUGCAAGCACUGUCCCUCCACUUUCUUUAGUUCUCCAGGUUUGACCAGACACAUCAACAAGAGUCACCCAACAGAGAACAGACAGGUGAUGCUGCUGCAGAUGGCGGUCAGGCCGGGAUGCUGAAAACAUGUUUAAAGGGAUAGUUCACCCAAAAAUGAAAAUUCUGUCAUCAUUUACUCACUCUCAUGUUGUUACAAACCUGUAUACAUUUCUUUGUUCUGAUAAACACGAAGGAAGAUAUUUUGAAAGAUGUUCAUAACCAAGCCGUCAAUGAGCUCACGAACGGUUUGAUUAUAAACAUUCCCUUAAAAUUAUGAUUUUUGGAUGAACUAUACCUUUAAUGACGCGCGUGUUGAUGUUAUUACUCCUCUUGGCUUAUUAAUAGACUACAUCCAGUAUCUUUGUGUGGGAAUAUUACAUUUAUAGAGACAUAUUUAUAUAUAUCCUUUGACGGUAACGUUUUAUUGACAAACGUUUCUGUAUAUAAUGCUUAACUUGGUAGUUCAUGCAUAUGAGUGAAUCAAUGUUUCAUGUUUGAUUCACUAUUUUUAACUAUUUAAUGAUCUGUUAAGCAUUGUAUAUAUUUAAUAAAAGUUAUUAAAGAGUUGCAUUAAGUCAUAAAGCUCACUGUAUGGUUAUUUUUUUAAAUAAGAUAUUACAACAACACUGAAAAAAAUGAUUCAUUCAAUUUACUCAAUUUUUUUAAGGUAAGUGGUUGCAAUCAUCA